Molecule: messenger RNA, 1849 nt
Organism: Macrobrachium nipponense
Lineage: Eukaryota; Metazoa; Arthropoda; Malacostraca; Decapoda; Palaemonidae
Exons: 2
Coding region: 464-1042 (192 amino acids)
Source: RefSeq, a predicted model, not a curated record
CAUGGGACUUGUCGCACACUGGGUAGGAGAUCCGCCUCACCAGUGAGAGGACUCCGGGUCAAUUGUCAGACAAGGCCAAGUGACCUAUGUUGACCUUGGCUGUCAAUUAUCAAUUUGAGGUUUAGGUAGGGGAUUAGCUAGGGUGAAUUAGGGUCAUGGGUCUACUAAACCUUUUCCUAAAUUAUUAAUCCUAAAUUAUUAGAUGGGAAGUGAAGAGUAACAGUCGUAUGGCUCUCUCUCUCUCUCUCUCUUGUCAAUCACUGUAAGUAGUGAUGAAUAAUGUAUAACCUGUCCAAACGGUCAUGAAAAUUGGCUCAUUCAUCAUUCAAAAGUGCCACUUUGAUGAUUACACGAAGAUUCAUCACAAGAGAUGUAAUAUCGACAUCAUUCGAUCUGCGAAUAUCUGAUUCAAUCUGAAUAUUGCUGUUUAAUCCUUAUCAUAACAUGAAGCAUUCAUCACAAAAUGUUAAAUUAUUUAAUUCUUACUUUCAGCAAAAUUCAAACUCUGCGGACGUGCUUUCGAUAUCGUGACGGGGAAUUGUGGAUAUGCGAGAUGGAAGGCAGGAAGAUUGACUUCCAGGAAGUGAGUGGAGACAAUCUAAUCGAGGAAUUAACUGCUCUGAUGAGCCGUACCUACACUCAGAAUGAGGACGGACCCCUGUGGUGCGUUAGACUCAUGCGGGGACAACUCACCCCCACACACGAAUGUAAUACUGGGUUCCCGCACCAGUCAAUCCUGCUCAUAAGCCUCCGUCACGACAUCACGGAUGGCAACGCUUCCUUUUACAUCUUUCUGGUGCUGCUGAAAAUCCUGGAAGAGGUCAUUGGUGGGGUUCCCAUAGAUGACGAAGAACAGGUAGGCAUCAUCGCAAACGACGAGCAGACACUCUACUUGAAGAACGAGAUCAGGGAGUAUUUGGAAGAACAUCCUGACGAGGUGGAAGAGUUCAUUGAGGGGAAUCUGCAAUCCGAGUUCACGCCUCUGCUGUACAAGGCGUUUGGCUUCCCACAGGACCCUAAGCCGACUACACACGUUACCUGAUUAGCAGCUUGGGGGCGCCAACCCUGAGAAAAUUUCAUGACAAGUGCAAAAACGCUGGUGUGACCUUCAACUCUGGGUUUGUGCUGGCCGUGAACACGGCCUUGGUCGAACUCGCGCGAGAGGCCGGAGUAGACUGCGACAGCCACAGCAUCCGAAGCAGACACACCCUCAACCUCCGCCGUUACUGGGAGAAACACAAGACAUUCUCCUUCGGCUGCCACAUCGGUAGGAUGCUCCAGACGACAAUCACUCCUCCGUACGACAAGGACGCUUUCUGGGACCAUGCGAGGAUGCUGGACGCUGAAAUGCGAGAGAAAGUGAAGACCAAACACGUUCUCAAGGAAGAGGUGGUGAGGGAGGUGAAACAUAUAUCAGAGUCUACCUUCAGGAGAGAUGCUCUAAUGCCAAUCAACUUCGACUACGCGACCUCUUUAUAAUAAGACUCAUUCAGCCUUGCCUAUAUGCAAGUUGCCCCUGUGAACUGAAAGGAAAGCCUCCAUUCUCUAGAAAAACCCUCUUUGCUCCAACUGGCUGUUCCUGGAUUUACUUCUCCACAGGGGACCCUGGAGGGGUGGAGCUACCCAGGCAAGAUUUUAAAAGAGCAGGGCCACAGCAGCUCGCUCCCAGAACCCUCAGUACCUCCUCAGUACCGCUCUAGACCGUUCAGAAUCAGGACUUCCUCAGACUUUUUCAAGCCUGCAAACUCUACUUCACCCAUUCUGCUCCCCCUGCCUCCUCUGGGGAGGUACCCCACAAGUAUUUUUAUACCUCCAUAGUGCACAGAAAUAUCAGCAGAUAAGAAGACUA